Molecule: messenger RNA, 1401 nt
Organism: Mesorhabditis spiculigera
Lineage: Eukaryota; Metazoa; Nematoda; Chromadorea; Rhabditida; Rhabditidae
Source: the annotation of a GenBank genome assembly
AUGAGCGCCAUUACAUUGCCCGACUUGCCAAAGGUCAAGCCGCUCGGUUCUCGAUUUCGAUUCUUUCUGUUAAUUUUGAUAUUCUUGUGCUUGACGGCAAUUUGGGCCAACGUGUUGACGUAUAAUAUUGCGAUCGUGUGCAUGCCUUCGAAUUCGACCCACCACGCCGACCCGAAUCAUCGAAUUUUUACGAAUGGCCAAAAGACGCUUGCCGUGGUUUUCGUGUCAAUUGGAACAAUCGUAGCUACGGGCCCAGUCAUCUAUCUCGUCAAUCGCUACGGGACCCGAACGAUCCUGGCAGUACUUGGCGUACUGUCAUCUGUCUGCACAUUCCUAUUACCACUCACCAUAAAGCACUCAAUCGCCGCCUUCUACGUGCUGCGCUUCAUCCAGGGGAUUGCGCUCGCAUGUAACAUGCCGGUCGUUGGGUACUUUACGGAACGGUGGACGUAUUAUAAACAGAAAGGCCUCACGGUCUCCGUGCUCGUCACCUACCUCCAACUCGCUCCCGCCUUCACGAAUCCCGUUUCCGGUGCGCUGUGCGGCGCUUCUGGAUGGGAAAGCAUCUUCUACUUCCACGGCGGCCUCUCGCUGGGGCUAUUUACGCUCUACAUAAUCUUCUUCCGGAACAACCCGGAAAAGCAUCCGUUCGUCGGCCGGACCGAAUCCGGAAAAAUAGCACGCGGGAAGGCGCCCGGACCAAAACCAGCCGUCCCGUAUUUGGCAAUCGUGAAAACCAUGUCGAUUUGGGCUGUCUGGGUGGCCGGAAUCGGGAAUUUCAUCGUGCUCGAGAUGCUGUUCCUCUACACGCCCACCUAUCUUAGCAAAGUUCUCGGGUUCGGCGUGUCGAGCACCGGGAUCACGUCCGCCAUCGUGCCAAUCGCCCAGGGCACCGUUAAGGUGAUUGCAGGCACGGUAUCCGACAAAAUCCACAUCCCCGAAGGCAUCAAAGUCCGUAUCUUCAAUACCGUCGGCUUCACCGGCGCCUUCAUCGUGCUGUUGGUCAUCUCCUUCUCCGGCAUCCGAAACGGGACAGUCUGCCUGGUGCUGCUCGGCGUCACCGGGGCGUUCAUCGGGCUGAACACGGGCGGGUUCUUCCGCGCUUCCCACGUCCUCUCCAAGCAGUACACGUCAUUCGUGACGGGAAUGAUAUCAGUCUGCUUCUCAAUCGCCAUGCUAAUUCUGCCGUUUUUCGUCGACGGCGUCACGGAGAACAACACGAGGGGCGAAUGGGAGAUUGUUUUUGUUGGCACUGGCGCCGUUAUGUUCAUCUCCAACAUCUUUUUCGUGAUAUUCGUCCGGGGCGAGCCGUGCUGGUGGACUGAGACGUCAGCCACCGAUCAAGUGGCCCCGGCGUUUGGUGAUGCGGAGAAAACGCAGGAAAAGCCGGCCGCGACGCAU